AUGGAAUCCACAUGUGAAACUAAUCAACUUUUCCUUCACUCAUCUUCCUCGUUACUUCAACGUUGGCAAUAUGAUGUCUUUUUGAGUUUUAGAGGUGAAGAUACCCGAAAAUCCUUUACAGAUCAUCUCUUUGCGGCUUUAAAUCGAGUCGGAGUUUAUGCCUUUAGAGAUGCAGAAGAGCUCCGUAAAGGAGAGGAUAUCUCCACUGACCUCACUAAAGCAAUUCAAGAGUCUAGGAUUUCCAUCAUCAUAUUCUCCAAAACUUAUGCUGCUUCUGGGUGGUGUCUUGAGGAAGUUGUAAAGAUAGUUGAAUGUAAAGAGGCCAAUCAGGCAAUUUUUCCAGUGUUCUAUGAUGUCGAUCCCUCUGAGGUCCGCAAACAAUCUGGCAAGUUUGGUGAUGCAUUAACUUUACAUCAACAACGAUUUGGAGCAAAAAAAAUUUGCCAAUGGAAAGCAGCUCUAACUAAGGUUGCAAAUUUUUCUGGUUGGGAUUUACAGAGUGAUGCUGACGGGUAUGAGUCAAAGCUUAUUGACAAAAUUGUGCAAAAGGUUUUGCAAGUAUUGAACCAUACAUACUUGAAUGUUGCAAAAUAUCCUGUUGGAGUUCAUACUCGUGUUAGAGAAAUACUUUCUUUAUUAGAAAGUAAAUCAAAUAAUGAUGUUCGUAUGAUUGGGAUUUAUGGCAUUGGCGGGGUAGGAAAAACAACCUUAGCAAAAGCCGUAUUUAACCAAAUUUAUAGGGCAUUUGAAGGUAGUUGCUUUCUUGAUGUUAGAUCAGAAUGUUCAAAGGGAGGGAGUGCAUGUUUAAACCAAUUACAGAAGCAACUUCUUUGUAAAACUCUCAAAACGACAAGAUUUGAAGUUGAUAAUGUUGAUGAAGGAAUAAGUUUAAUCAAGUUAAGACUUGGAUUAAAAAGGCUUCUCAUUGUUGUUGAUGAUGUAGACCAUGAAAGUCAAUUAGAUGCAUUAGUCGGAGAGUGCAAUUGGUUUGGUUCAGGCAGUAUCAUUAUCAUUACAACUAGAAAUGUUGAUUUGCUAAAUGGCCUUGGAAAUGGUUAUGAGAAGUAUAAUGUUGUGGUGUUAAGCUCCAUGGAAUCUUUGGAGCUCUUUAGUUGGCAUGUUUUUAAAAACUCAUAUCCUAAUUUGGAGGGUUUUUUAGAACUAUCAAACACCAUAGUAAGUUAUGCUAGAGGGCUUCCAUUGGCACUUACUGUUUUGGGCUCACAUUUUCAUGCAAGAUUAUCAAUUCAACAAUGGAAAGAUGACUUUGAGAAGUUAAGAAGGAUUCCUCAUAAAGAUGUUUUGAAGAUUCUUAGAAUUAGUUAUGAUGCACUUGAAAAAGAUAUUCAAAAAAUCUUUCUUGAUAUUGCUUGUUUUUUUGUGAGUGGAAAUUUCUACAAAGAAGAAAUUGUUAAGAUAUUAAAUGGCUGUGGUUUCUUUGCUCAAAGUGGAAUUACAACUUUAAUCAAUAGAUGCCUGUUAGGGGAAGGCCUUGAUAUGCAUGAUUUAGUUCGAGAUAUGGGAAGAGAAAUUGUUCGUGAGGAAUCUCUUAUGCAACCUGAAAAAAGAAGUAGAUUGUUUUUCAGUGAUGAAGUUUUGGAUGUGCUCAUGAACAACAAGGGUACUGAAGCAAUUGAAACAAUGAUUAUAGAUCUACCCGAGAAUGUGAAUUUGAGUACUGAGGUAUUCUCUAAAAUGACUAGAUUAAGAGCACUUAAGAUCUUAUCAAUGAAUAUUAAGGGACCUUUAAAAUACUUAUCCAAUGAACUUAGAUUGCUUUAUUGGAAAGAUUGCCCUUUGAGACGCAUAUCAUCUGAUCUUUGCCUAAAGAAACUUGUUAUUUUAGAAAUGAAAAACAGCAGCAUUGAAGAAUUUCAACCCAAUUUACAGAAUUUUAGAUGCUUGGAGAUAUUAAGGCUGGAUGGUUGCAAGCAACUUAAAAGAGCCCCAAAUUUUGAUGGUGCACAAAGUCUAAAGGCAUUGUCCUUUUAUGGUUGUUCAAAGUUCGUUGAAUUGUCGCAAUCAAUUGGAGAUCUACAAAACCUUGUUAAGUUAGACACGAGAUGGUGCAGAAAGCUCAAAGCGCUUCCUAAUAGCAUUUGCAAGUUGAAAUCUCUUAAAUGUCUCAAUUUGGAAGGAUGCUCCAAAAUAAAAGAAUUGCCUACCAACUUGGGAAAAUUGGAGCAACUAUGUAUGCUUAAUGCUAGAGGAACUUCCAUAUCAGAUUUACCUUCUUCUUUUGGAUCUUUGAGAUAUCUCAACUAUGUGGCACUAGGGCAGAAGUAUCCGUUUGCGGAAUGGAAUUUUGCUAUGGAACAUAAUGAGUGUUUGACAUCUUCAAAUGCUAAUUUAUUUCCCUUCUAUGGUCUAGGGGCUCCUUACCAAUGUUUACAACAUAUGUUACAACUUCAUAAGAGUCAUGGAAGUUAUUUAGCCUCAUUGUUGACACACUUACAUCUUAACCAUAGUAACUUUGAUACCAUACCCUUUGGCCUUUGUAAUAUUCCCCAGCUAUAUGAUCUCAGAUUGAACAAUUGUCAAAAUCUUCGAGUGAUUCAAAAUCUUCCACCUAGCCUACUUUAUCUCUCUGCAAAGGAUUGUCCCUUGUUGGAAAAGGUACAAGAUCUAUCUGGCUUAUCAAGGCUACAACACUUGGUUCUUCCUAACUGCAGUAAUUUGGUUGAGCUUCGAGGCGUGGACAAUCUUGUUUACAAUGAAGAAUUUGAUAUAAGAAAUUGUAGCGCUCUAACAAGUAAUUCUUGGACGUCUGUGAACUUGUUCAAGGCACGAUUUCAAAACCCAAACCCUCAAUGGUUUAUAGUGAGAGCUUCAAAAGACAUGGUCCAAGAAUACUUGUGCAGCAGUGUAGUUGCUGGAUCUUCAGGCUUGCCAAUCACAGAUAAACAGUCCAAGUUUGAGGACGAAGCUUUCUGCCUGGAGAAUAAUGCUGAUCCUGGGUGUGAGUUCAGAUUAUUAUAUGAUCAUUUUACAGAGCCCAAUAAAAUCGAAGAGUUAGAGGUGGUUGUAGAGAUUGAUUCACUUGAGGAAGGAGUGGAAGACAAUUUGAGUAUAGAAACAUGUUGUAUAGUACAUGAAGAAGAGGGUGAUGAGGUAUUCUUCUUGCCUAUUAACCCAAAGAAGGUGAUUAAAUUCAACUCUGAAUCUCCCUACAGUAUGGAAACUGUGGUGGUUACUAUAACUCACACAGUUAGCUCUCCACAACCUUAG
This is a messenger RNA of Ipomoea triloba (trilobed morning glory), 3228 nucleotides long. Its product is annotated as TMV resistance protein N-like. Lineage: Eukaryota; Viridiplantae; Streptophyta; Magnoliopsida; Solanales; Convolvulaceae. Gene Ontology annotation, biological process: defense response; signal transduction. Gene Ontology annotation, molecular function: ADP binding. The transcript has 6 exons. The record is from RefSeq and is a predicted model, not a curated record. Bases 1 to 3228 code for a protein of 1075 amino acids.